UUCGUUGGAUUGGCAGUGAUUGUAUCGAUAUCAUCUGGGGAUCCUCUUUACUGUUUAAGUUGUCAAGGCACAAUUGCACCUCGUCACUGUCACACAGUGGUAAAAUGUGAGGCUGACCAGGUGUGCUUCACAGAAAUGUACACAACAGUAAAUGGACUGACCCUAUUUAACACCGGCUGUCGUAAUCCAUCGUUUUGCAACUCGACGUCUCUGGCAGAAGAUCCAGAAGAUCCUAAUCUCAGAGUAUUCCAUCCUCACAUCACUGAAUGUAAAGAAUGCUGCAAUAAAAGUGUGUGUAAUAACGAUGGAUGUGGUUCAAAAGGUUAUCCAGUAAACAGGGGACCAUUAUGUUUUACUUGUCCACAAACAACAGAUCCUGCGUUAUGUGAAACUAUCGAUGUUUGCAACGAGGACGAGGAUUGUCAUGUUCACCAAGAAAUGGAGUUUGGCGACGUUUUCUUUUCACAGUCCUGUCAAGAAAAACAUGGAUGUCUAAGGCAAGCAGCAUUGCAAAUCUUUGGUAAACGUUCAGAGCAGGAAUGCACAAACUGUUGCAACGAAGACCAAUGCAAUAGCGAACUUGUCUGUGCUGCGGGUUACAUUGGUCACCGCGCACUUGAUUGUUGGGAAAUAUAUCAAAGAGGAGUACGAACAUCUGGCGUCUAUAUGAUAUAUCCAUGGAAUGAUCGUCGUUCAAUAAAAGUGCUAUGCGAUAUGGAUCUAUUUCCUGGUGGAUGAACGGUUAUACAAACACGUCUCAGACGAAAUCAUAUUGACUUCAACAGAACAUGGAUUGAGUACAAAAAUGGAUUUGGAAGCGUCAAUACAGACUAUUGGUUAGGUAACGAUGCAAUUCAUCAGCUAACAACAGCACAUCGGAAUAUGUUAUAUAUAAGGAUAGAAGACAUUAAUUCGAGGCAUUAUGAGGAACAAUAUUCAGAUUUCAAGAUAGCGGACGAGGAUAAUAAAUACAGACUUAACAUUUCCUCAGGAAAUGGAACAGCAGGAAGCAAAUUCAACAGCUACUCCAACGGAAGAAUAUUUGCAACAUAUGAUAAGGACUAUAAUCGAUGUGCUCAUAACGAUGGAGGAGGAUGGUGGUAUGACGGUUGCGCAUAUGUUGAUCUGAAUGUUCCUCUAUUUGUCCAACACAGCGAUUAUGUUUGGGUUAAUCUUAUUCCACAAGGAAAACAGCUGCAUUCAUCAGCU
This is a messenger RNA of Saccostrea cuccullata (small rock oyster), 1209 nucleotides long. RefSeq lists its product as uncharacterized. The coding region runs from base 136 to 738 and encodes 200 amino acids. The record is from RefSeq and is a predicted model, not a curated record. Lineage: Eukaryota; Metazoa; Mollusca; Bivalvia; Ostreida; Ostreidae. The transcript is spliced from 11 exons.